This is a messenger RNA of Solea senegalensis (Senegalese sole), 2588 nucleotides long. RefSeq names its product F-box and leucine-rich repeat protein 18 (gene fbxl18). NCBI's taxonomy places the organism in Eukaryota, Metazoa, Chordata, Actinopteri, Pleuronectiformes, Soleidae. The record is from RefSeq and is a predicted model, not a curated record. The transcript is spliced from 7 exons. The coding region runs from base 109 to 2301 and encodes 730 amino acids. Gene Ontology annotation, molecular function: protein binding. Gene Ontology annotation, biological process: SCF-dependent proteasomal ubiquitin-dependent protein catabolic process.
UCCGCAAUUGUGCAGCAGCAAACAUCGUCCGUGCUGUCAACGGUCGGCCCGCCGCUGUUCAUCUAGAUACGUGGGAACAUGGCUGGAUGAACAGCUAAAAUCUUGCCGAUGAGUGAGACAGUUGCGGCUAAUUCAGAAGACAUGGAUCGACAGAUUGUACAGGCAGUAUGUGGUGAAGACACACUGUCUUCGGCCUUGGUGGGAAUGUCGGACUUGUCCGAUGAGAUCCUGCUGUGUAUCCUCCACCAUGUUCCAGCGAGUGACCUGCUGCUGAAUGUGUCGAACGUCUGCCACAAGCUACAGACACUGUGCCGUGACAAGACCCUGCUCACACAUGUCAGCCUGUCUGAGGAGUACCUGGCUGAUGAUCUUUUGGUUCAGCGCUUACUGAAACAGUUAGCCAAUCACGUGCAGUCUCUGAGCCUGAAUGGUUGCUACUGGCUGUCUGGUUCCACCUUGGACUAUGUUGCUCGCUGCACAGCGGUGACACACCUUGACAUCACAGGUUGUCGCCUCACUUCUCUUCGUCUGUCCCGCCUCCUCUCCUCCCUUUGUUUCCUCACAUCACUUGCUUUUGAUGUGACCGCGGGCUUCAACUCUGCUCAGCUCAGUUCGGAGGCGGUGGGUACACUGAGCCGCUUGUCGGAGCUCAGACAGACACUGUUGACACCCAGUUAUGGUGUGGUGCCAUGCUGUGCCCAACUCCGCAAGCUGAUGCUACAGUUUGACAUCUCAGAUGUGACCAGGGAGGGUGUUGGUGUUUGUUGUCAGUUAAUGGUGGGUCAAAGCAGUGUGCCACAUUACCAGCAGCUGGAGGAGUUCACUGCAAGGCUGGCUCCAGGAGAGGUAAACCAGACCUUGCUUCUUCUCUACCUGGCAGUUUUCAGCGUUCAUGUUCCAAAGCGUCUCCGAGUUUUCCUUGUUUCAAUUCCUGGCCCAAACCCUGCUCACUGGCCUGCUGGCCCCUCACUGGCCCAGAGCUUGGGUCAGCAUGGCGACCUGGAAGCCCUGCAACUCCCUCGGUCCUGGCUGGAUCCCUUGUCUCUUAAGAGAGCUUUGGAAGGCAACAGUCCAAAGCACCUGAGCUUCAGCCGCUGCCCAGCCUUGUGGCCACAGGUGUUUCAGUCGCUGCUGGAGGGAGGCGUCAGAGAUGCUACACAGCUCAGCAGCCUGAACCUCAGCGGGAUCAACCAGGUCCUUUACUCAGAGUGCAGGAGUGUGGAAGAUCACCUGGUUCCUGGGACAAUUAGCCGUUUGGCAGUGAGCUGUUCAAAAAUUAAGCACCUGAACCUGAUGCACACACACUAUCACCAUGAACACUCAUCUGAGCUUGGUGGAGAAACACACCUGUGUGGCAGCUUGGCCAAAUUCAGACAGCUCCGCUCCCUCACUCUGCCAGCAUGUGCGCUAUCAGAUGGCUUAAACACACAUCACACUUCUGUGAACAAUACAUCUCCCUCUCCGUUGUUCCUUGGGCUAAAGAAAGGUCCACGUUUGGGCUUCCAGAAUUAUAAGCCUGGUUCUGAUCCGUCUUUGUCAGGAGACAGCACCUCAGGGCUUGCUCAGCUCUUGGCUAGCUGCUCUUUGUUAGAGACCUUGGAGAUCAUUGGUCCAGGUUUUGUCUCUGCACUGCCUCGGCUUGAACCCUGCAGUCGUGUUAGCGUGGAGCCUCGUGGCAUGUGUGCAUGGGCCCGGGGAGUUGGUGACGCCCAUUUGGCCUCUCUCGAGGCUUUGCCUCGAUUACAUCGUCUGACUCUGGCUGGACUUCCUGGGGUCUUAAGGGGGACAGGACUGAUACAGCUCACCAGGCAAUGCAAAGACUUAAAGGUUUUAUCCCUUGCGAACAUGGGAUCACUAAAAAUCAUGAACUACUUUCCUGCCCUGCUGGACACCAUUAAACAGUGCACACAGCUGCAGGAACUCAGGUUAGAGCAGCCAUACCUGAAUGCCAACGCGUCAUUCUUUGAGGCGCUGUCCUCCUGCUCCCAUCUGCAGCGCCUCUGCCUUAUCUCACGCAGUGGCACCUUCGAUGCAUCAGCAACAGAAACCUUCAUGGAACGAUGCCUUCAGGUCGUCAUGUGCCACAUGUUCAUGGGUGGUACUUUGGUGGGUUGUCGCACACUGCAGAAAGCUCUUCUGGACAGAUUUUCAAAUGAGCGCGCUGCCCUCAGUGUGGUCAUCUAUCCAUUACAACAUGAAGACCUGCCCUCAGUCAUCAGAGACAUCCCACUAACCUUGCUUGAUCGGAUAACUCUGUUUCAGAGCCACGUGGCCCAACCACCCCAUUUAUCGCCACUGUGACAUCAGUAGAAAGCUUCCCUGUGAUUGGUGUUCCACAGCUAAACAGUGUUAAUAUUGCUUGUUUACAUUUACCAGACUCAGUAAUGAUGGUCUUUAAAGGGAUAUUUAAGGGUCAAAACUCAGGGUCAACUACAGGUCGAUCUGGAGCUGUUUCAUGACAUUUCGUACUUGGUGCCACAAGGGCCAACAUUCUGGCUUACCUGACACAAUCAUUUCUGCUGUUUUAAAAAUAAGUGUCAAAUUAUGUUUGCUGAAAACUUAAUGUAAUAAACACCAUUUAAAUUGUU